Molecule: messenger RNA, 1262 nt
Organism: Annulohypoxylon maeteangense
Lineage: Eukaryota; Fungi; Ascomycota; Sordariomycetes; Xylariales; Hypoxylaceae
Product: Pericentrin-AKAP-450 domain of centrosomal targeting protein-domain-containing protein
Exons: 2
Coding region: 350-817 (155 amino acids)
Source: RefSeq, a predicted model, not a curated record
GCUUAGGCGAGACCUAAAUCGAGCAACUAAGGAAUCUGAAAAAGCGAAUCGCCUAUGUGAAGACUUGCGAGAACAACUAGAAUUAGCAAGGCAGGAUCUAGACUAUGCCAGUCCAUUAUGCAAAGAACUACGCCAGAAAUUGGAGCGAGCACGGAAUGAACGUGCCGCAUACAAGGCGUCGGCUGAAAAACUGAAGGCCGACUGCGAGCGAUUGCAGGAGGGCGCGCGGGAAGCGUUGGCAUGGAUCGAGGCCAAGAACUCCCAGUCCCCUGAGGGACCUUCUAAUCCUUAUACUCCGCACAUUCAGAAGAGGGGCACCAAGGCCAGUUUCCGGUACGGCGACAUCGUGAUGGACGUGGUAGAUCAGCGGGAUCACGAAGCAGUCAUCCGAGCGGCAGACACGGCAGAGAAGCGACACACCAAGGAAAUCCGCGGGAUGGCGCUACAAAUGCAGUGGAUGCAGGCAAGGUGGGAGCGCGAGGCUAGCUUGAGGAAUGACGCCGCUUUUGCCAAGAAAUUUUUGUCACUCCAAUUAGAGAUUGCUGAUGCUUGUAAUAAGGCAGACCUACGCAUCCUAAAGGGUAUACAUAAGCAGCUAGGGAUAAAAUCGCCUGACUCGUUGCUCUCGUCCAGGAAGCGGGGAGUAUCCAAGAAACCGCCAAAUAACCUAAAGAUUUUCGCAAAUGUACUGAGGGCGGUGGCGCGCAUGCGCAUCAGCGCGAGGAACUGGGGGGAACAAGAGAAGACGAGGAAGAAGCUGGUGAACGCGUGGGAGGAGAGCCAGAAGAGGGAGGCAGAGCUCGAGGUGCCUAUGUGAACUAGGUGCCGAUUGUUGUAUUUUUGUUAAUGGGCGCCGCCCGCGGAUGAGGAGUUGGAGGUUGUCGCAUUGACAUUACAUUGCCCUGUCCACGGACGGGUCCGGAGUUCGUGCGUUUGGUAUUGAAAUAUCGUUUGUUCUUUAUCAUCACCAUCACACCCUUUUCAAAAAAAGAAUUGGGGAUAGGGGCAUGGAAGGGCGGGUAUAUGGUAGGAUAGGAUAGGGUAGGGUAGGGUAGGCAUGAACGAGAGGAUAAAUUCAGUUUUGGUUGUGGACUUGAUACCUAUCAAAUAAAACGGUGUGUGAUGAGCGAGAACGAGAUUACAGAAUGCUUGGUUGAGGCUGUCUGUAGAUGUUAAUCUAUGUCUUGACUAUUUCGAGUUAUUGAUAUACGUCAUGUGCGCUCCUUGGCUAUGAAGUGAGUAUAUGCCCAGUUGGUUAUUGC